This is a messenger RNA of Raphanus sativus (radish), 3615 nucleotides long. RefSeq lists its product as uncharacterized. Lineage: Eukaryota; Viridiplantae; Streptophyta; Magnoliopsida; Brassicales; Brassicaceae. Gene Ontology annotation, biological process: endonucleolytic cleavage of tricistronic rRNA transcript (SSU-rRNA, 5.8S rRNA, LSU-rRNA); maturation of SSU-rRNA from tricistronic rRNA transcript (SSU-rRNA, 5.8S rRNA, LSU-rRNA); ribosome biogenesis. The record is from RefSeq and is a predicted model, not a curated record. Gene Ontology annotation, cellular component: 90S preribosome; nucleus. Gene Ontology annotation, molecular function: U3 snoRNA binding; GTP binding; GTPase activity. The transcript is spliced from 16 exons. Bases 35 to 3460 code for a protein of 1141 amino acids.
UCCUCUUCACCUGGUUACUACUUUCUUCAUCGCCAUGGGCGCCGACGAAUUGGUGCCGUCUCACAUGUCGCACAGGGCUCCCACAGCAGGCCCUACCAUGGAGAAGAAAUCCGAAAUCGACAAGAAGAAGCGUGGCGUCGUCUCCGAUAAGAAGCAGCAAAACCCUAGAGCGUUUGCUGAUAAGUCAGCUGUUAAGGCGAAGCGUGAGAAGAUGCGCGAUGUGGAGAAGGAACAGAGACGAAUUCAUCUUCCUACCAUUGAUCGUAAUUACGGCGAUCCUCCUCCUUUCGUCGUCGUUGUUCAAGGUCCCCCAGGGGUCGGAAAGUCUCUCGUGAUUAAGUCUCUUGUUAAGCAUUUUACGCACCAGAAUGUGCCCGAGGUUCGAGGUCCUAUUACCAUUGUACAAGGUAAGAAGAAUCGGAUACAAUUUGUGGAGUGCCCUAAUGAUAUCAAUGGGAUGAUGGAUUGUGCCAAGGUUGCUGAUCUAGCUAUUCUUCUCAUAGACGGGAGUUAUGGUUUUGAGAUGGAAACCUUUGAGUUCCUCAAUAUUAUGCAAGUGCAUGGAUUUCCCAAAGUUAUGGGAGUCCUCACUCACCUGGAUAAGUUCAACGAUGUAAAGAAGCUGAGGAAAACAAAAAAACGUCUCAAGCAUCGUUUCUGGACCGAAAUAUAUGACGGAGCUAAACUGUUCUAUCUAUCUGGUCUCAUUCAUGGGAAGUAUUUAGAACUUGAAGUUCACAACCUCUCCCGCUUUAUAUCUACAUAUCUAACCAAGUUUCAUCCAUUGACAUGGCGGACGUCACAUCCUUAUGUGUUGGCUGAUCGUCUGGAAGAUGUCACCCCUCCCGAGAAAGUUCAGAUGGAUAAGAAAUGCGAUAGAAAUAUCACGCUGUAUGGUUACCUACGUGGCUGUAACUUGAAAAAAGGGAUGAAGGUUCAUAUUGCUGGAGUUGGUGACUAUAGUUUAGCUGGGGUGACUGUCUUACCUGACCCUUGUCCUUUACCCUCUUCUGCCAAGAAGAAGGGGCUACGGGACAGAGAAAAGCUUUUCUAUGCUCCUAUGUCCGGGAUUGGAGAUCUUUUGUAUGACAAAGAUGCUGUUUACAUCAACAUAAAUGAUCAUCUUGUUCAGUACUCUAAAACCGAUAAUGAAAAUGGAGAAUCUACUAAUAAAGGAAAGGGCAGGGAUGUUGGUGAAGAUUUGGUAAAGUCGUUGCAGAAGACAAAAUAUUCUGUUGAUGAGAAAUUAGGGAAGACGUCCAUCAAUUUAUUUGGCAAAAAGACUAGUACUGCCAGCUCAGAAAGAAAACUUGAGGAAGAGUCAUCAGAGGAGUACUCUCACUCUGCUGAAGAUGAUAAUGAGAUGGAUGCAGAGAGCAGUGGCUGUAAAAUGAAGCAGAAAACUGAGAUCCAUGAUGGACGGUUGAGGAGAAAAGCUAUCUUUAAGGAUGAAGUUGGUGAGAGUGAUGCAAUGGGCUCAGAUGAAGAUGGUGUUGAGGAAACAGAAGAUGUGGAGUCUGGUGGAGAUGAAGCUGAGGAUGAAGCUGAAGAUGACUCUGCUUCUGAUUCACAGGACUUAGAUGAAGAUGAUUUCCUUGGUAACAUAUCAAAAUGGAAAGAACCCUUAAAGGAGAAGGGCAGAAAGAAAAACCCCAACUUGAUGCAAAUUGUUUAUGGUGCAACGAGAUCAUCAGCUACUACUGCCUUGACAAAUGAAACCAAUGCAACUAGUGAUGAUGAUGAUGAUGAAGACUUCUUUAAGCCAAAAGGAGAAGGAAACAAGAGCUCAGGUAGUGGAUGCGAUGUGGGAUAUGUCAACGCAGAUGACUGUUCCAGAUUUGUAAACUAUGGAAACCUGAAGAACUGGAAAGAGAAGGAAGACUGUGAGAUCAUUCGUGAUCGAUUCACCACUGGUGAUUGGUCAAAAGCUGCUCUGAGAAAUCAAAACUCAGUCGCUGGCGAUGAAGGAGAAGAUGAUGAACUUUAUGGUGAUUUUGAGGAUCUAGAGGAGGCAGGAGAGAAGCAUAAUAAUAUCGAUGACAAGAUGGAGCAUGGUAAAAAUCAAAACGAAGGUGAUGAGCAUAGGCUUAAAAAGCUGGCUCUCCGAGCAAAGUUUGAUGCGAACAAUCCCCAUUACAGUGAAGCCAAGGAACUCGGCUACGUAGAUAAAUUGAAGGAGGAGCUUGAAACUAGAAAACAGAUGAACAUGUUAGAACUCAAUAAUCUUGACGAGGAUACUCGAGUCGAGAUAGAAGGCUUCCGGACUGGAACAUACUUGCGGCUGGAGAUUCACAAUGUUCCUUAUGAGAUGGUUGAUUUCUUUGAUCCGUGUCAUCCAGUUCUUGUUGGAGGUAUUGGUUACGGCGAGGAUAAUGCUGGAUACAUGCAGGCACGGUUGAAGAAACAUAGGUGGCACAAGAAAGUGCUGAAAACAAGAGAUCCCAUUAUUGUGUCUAUCGGAUGGAGACGCUAUCAGACUAUUCCUGUAUACGCCAUUGAAGAUCGCAAUGAUAGACAUCGAAUGCUCAAGUAUACUCCAGAACACAUGCACUGCCUUGCUACGUUCUGGGGCCCUCUUGUCCCACCCAACACUGGCUUUGUGGCUUUCCAAAACCUGUCAAGCAAUCAGGCAGGGUUUAGGAUAACAGCGACUUCUGUAGUACUCGAGUAUAAUCACCAAGCCCGCAUUGCAAAGAAAAUCAAGCUGGUUGGACACCCAUGCAAGAUCCAGAAAAAAACUGCAUUUAUCAAAGACAUGUUCACUUCUGACCUCGAAAUAGCUAGAUUUGAAGGUUCAUCUGUCCGGACAGUUAGUGGCAUUAGAGGACAAGUGAAAAAGGCUGGAAAAAACAUGCUAGAUAACAACAAUGCACAAGAAGGGAUCGCGAGGUGUACAUUUGAAGAUCAAAUAAAAAUGAGCGACAUUGUCUUCUUAAAGGCUUGGCCGACGGUGGAAGUUCCACAGUUUUACAAUCCUCUAACUACAGCCUUGCAGCCUCGGGCGAAGACGUGGACAGGGAUGAGAACGUUUAGGGAGCUUCGUAGUGAGCAUAGUAUUCCUAUUCCGGUGAAUAAGGAUUCACUCUACAAGCCAAUUGAAAGGAAGACAAAGAAGUUCAAUCCAUUGGUGAUAUCAAAGAAACUACAAGCAGAGUUACCGUUUGCUUCCAAACCCAAAAAUAAACCAGGGAGAAGAAGACCAUCACUAGAUGGUAGAAGAGCUGUUGUAAUGGAGCCGGGAGAACGAAAAGGUUUUGCUAUCGUCCAGCAGUUGAAGCUGAUGAAUAAAGUCAAGAUGAAUAAGAGAAAAGCAAAGGUGCAGGAGAAGAGGAAAGCGUAUGAGGCAGAGAAAGCUAAGGAGGAGGUAAUAUCUAAGAAACGGAACAGAGAGGAGAGACGUGAGAGGUAUCGUAGUGAAGAUAAACAGAAGAAGAAGAAGAUCAGACGAAACCAAGACUAAUACAAGUUUUUGAUUUUGGUAAGAUAACCACCACCAGGUCUAAAGGUUUGUUUUGCUAAAACGAAGAUUACUGCAUUUAUUUAGCAAAAAAAAAAGAUUACUGCAUUUUUCUGAUCUCAAAGAUUCACACUAGGGUUGCUUGCUUCAGCCUAUCA